AUGGACGCAAAUGAACUAAAAACCAAAGGUAAUAAAGAAUUUUCCUCGGGUAAUUACAUUGAGGCUAUUAAUCAUUUCUCCAAGGCAAUUCAACUAGACAGCAGCAAUCACGUCUUAUUUAGCAAUCGCUCUGCUUGUUAUGCAGCACUUCACCGCUACAAGGAGGCUUUGGACGAUGCCGACGCUUGUAUUUCCAAUAAACCAGGUUGGGUGAAGGGUUAUGUGCGCCGUGGUGCGGCCCUUCAUGGGUUGCGACGCUACAACGAUGCAAGCGCCGCGUAUCAAAAGGGUUUGGACGUGGAGCCGAGCAACCCCGCUUGCAUUCAAGGCCUUCAAGACGUCACGAAUGCCAGUGCUCGUGAAAUGCAUGAUCCUUUCGCUAAAGCGUUUACCCCUGAGGCUUUCCGAAAAAUUCAGGAGCACAAGAAGCUUUCUCUACUACUACUUCAGCCGGAUUAUCUGAAAAUGAUUGACGCUGUUGUCCGCGAUCCUUCGCAAUCUAAGCUCUAUCUCGAAGAUCAGCGCUUCAUGAUGACAUUUUUAUAUUUAAGUGGAAUGAAGCUUCCUGAUACAGAUGGAGAUUCCGAGGAAACUCACACUACCCAACAACGAACAAAGUCAUCCCCCAAGGAAGAAAAACCCAAAGAAACUACUAAUGAACUAACUGAGGAUAAAAAAGAAGCUCUUCAGCUCAAGGAAGAGGGUAACAAGCUUUAUCUUUCCAAGAAAUUUGAUGAAGCUCUUGAAAAGUAUGUUUCUGCAGCAGCCAAGGAUCCUACGAAUACACUAUAUAUUUUAAAUGCCACCGCUGUUUACUUUGAAAAGGGUGAGUAUGACAAAUGUAUCGAAGAGUGCGAAAAGGGACUCGAACAUGGCCGAGAGAACCGCAGCGAUUACACCAUUAUCUCCAAGCUUCUCACUCGUCAGGCGUUUUGCUAUCAAAAGCAAAAUAAAUACGAUGAGGCCAUCAGUAUGUAUAAAAAGGCCUUGGUGGAGUGGCGAAACCCCGAUACACUUGCCAAGUUAAAUGCAUGUGAAAAGGAACGUGAUAAGGCUAUCGCCGAUGCAUACAUUGAUCCUGAAAUUGCUAAACAGAAAAAGGAUGAGGGCAACGAGUUUUUCAAGAAAGAUAAGUUUCCCGAAGCCGUUUCCGCGUACACAGAAGCUAUUAAGCGAAACCCAACAGAACACACUGCGUACAGUAAUCGAGCUACAGCUUAUAUCAAACUAGGCGCAUUCAAUGAUGCCCUGAAGGAUGCUGAUAAAUGCAUUGAGCUGAAACCUGACUUUAUAAAGGGAUAUUCACGUAAAGGGAAUGCCUACUUCUGGACUAAGCAAUACAACCGCGCUCUUCAGGCCUACGACGAAGGCCUGAAGGUGGAUCCCAACAACACCGAAUGCCGGGAAGGUCGAAUGCGCACCAUGAUGAAAAUUCAGGAAAUGGCGACGGGCCAAUCAUCGGAUGGUGAUGAAGCGGCAAGGCGCGCAAUGAAUGAUCCUGAGAUCGCAGGUAUCAUGCAGGACACUUACAUGCAGGUGAUUCUUCAAGAGAUGCAAAAUGAUCCUUCGCGUAUCCAGGACUACAUGCGGGACCCAUCUAUCUCGACAAAGAUUAACAAGUUGAUAUCUGCUGGUAUUAUUCGUUUUGGUCAGUAA
Molecule: messenger RNA, 1656 nt
Organism: Phytomonas sp. Hart1
Lineage: Eukaryota; Euglenozoa; Kinetoplastea; Trypanosomatida; Trypanosomatidae
Source: the annotation of a GenBank genome assembly